UGUUUCACACUGUUAUGGCAUAUGUUAGCCGUUUCCAAUUCUGGUUUCAAUUAAUCGCCAAUGGUGCUUUUAAAUACCUUCCACAGACGAAUCCAGAACAAUAAUAGCCAAUAACCAUUAAAUGAAAGCAAUUGAUUUGGUCCGACGUCGCGAGAACCUAAUAAAGUGCCCUAAAGUCAUAUGUGUAUUGUGUAACUGUUUAAAAGAUGAGGCAACCAAGCGACUGCGGGAAAAUUCUGAUCAUAUAAUUUCUUAAAUACUAAUCUACGUCGAAAGGCACAAAACGGAACAGAGAAAACACCGCAGUAACGAAAAUAGCAAAGGAGAAUUCGUUGCCAGAAAACACCUCUCAGGCAGCAGGCAGCAGUCACCAGGCGGACAACAACAAAAUCAGCGAGGGUUAAAUUAAACAUUUAAAUACCAAACACAACCAUGUACACAAUCAACAAGGGACCCAGCAAAAUUGUUGCUAAAACGCGACGUGGUCUGGCCCAAAACUUUGAAAAGUUCGAGAGCAUCAAGGAGAGCAGCAAGAAGAACGGCAGCUUCGAUCUGAACAGUCCCCCGGAGGAGCACAACAACAUCCCGCGCCCAUUCUUUCAACAGAGUGCCUCAAAACGGAUAACACCCACCAAGCUGAUCGAGGAUGAGGUGAUAACACCGCAGCAUGAGGAGAUCAUACGCUAUAUAAAUGACUCAUGGAACAUGUUAGUGGCACCAAAUCCCUAUGAUUCGAGUACAUCGGCGAAGCCCUGCGAGAAACCAGUGGCAGAUGCUAACAACAACAAUGCCACUAAUCCUGUGGAAUGCAUCAUCGCCAAUAAACCAUUUCCCACCUCCGCAUCGGCGGCGGUUUGGGUGGAGCCUCCUAGCCCAGCGUUGCAAGACUUCAAGCCCUUCGAUCUGGAAUCAUGGUGGGGUCGUCGCUUGUUCCAAAACAUUACCAAGAGCCUCUAAUUAGCAGCGCCGAGCAGAUUAUGUAGGGCUUGCUGAGAUACUAAUUCAUAGUUCGCCAGUGCUUCCUUUUAUACUUUCUACUAGGAAAAUCACGUUAGAUAUAAGCGAGCGAGUUGUGCGAUUAGUAGUUAAGUAAAAUAGUUUCGGUUCAUAACUAUUAUAAUAUAUGUCGUCUAAGUUUUAGUGCUCUCCUUUCUUAGCAUGUUAAGUAAAUAACUAGUUGUCGCUGUUGGCCAAUGUACAUAUACAUUUUGCACAUCUUUUUGUGCAAUAGAUUUUUAAGUUGUGUAGUUAACGCUUGACAGUUUUAGGCAUCAUUUAUGAAAAUUAUUACAACUGACAGAUAGACAAGUUUUCAAAUUUUUAAAGUUAUUUCGAAUUAUUUCACAUAUGUCACUUCCUCCCUAUAGAUUAGUCUGUAUAUAUGAAUGAAUUUGGAUAUUUUUUUUCGACUCUAGUUUA
Drosophila miranda is the source of this 1419-nucleotide messenger RNA. RefSeq lists its product as uncharacterized. The record is from RefSeq and is a predicted model, not a curated record. Bases 433 to 957 code for a protein of 174 amino acids. Lineage: Eukaryota; Metazoa; Arthropoda; Insecta; Diptera; Drosophilidae. The transcript has 4 exons.